Ornithorhynchus anatinus (platypus) is the source of this 4300-nucleotide messenger RNA. RefSeq names its product espin (gene ESPN). Gene Ontology annotation, cellular component: cytoplasm. Lineage: Eukaryota; Metazoa; Chordata; Mammalia; Monotremata; Ornithorhynchidae. The transcript is spliced from 15 exons. Gene Ontology annotation, molecular function: actin filament binding. The coding region runs from base 420 to 2966 and encodes 848 amino acids. The record is from RefSeq and is a predicted model, not a curated record. Gene Ontology annotation, biological process: actin filament bundle assembly.
GGGGGCAGGAGUGAAGUCGAGACAAGGGGCAGGGACGGGCAGGGACGUGGGCGGUGACAGGUCAGAGACGGGGGCAGGAGUGAAGUAGAGACGGGGGCAGGGACGUGGGCGGUGCCAGGGCAGAGACGGGGACAGGACUGAAGUAGAGACGAGGGGCAGGGACGGGCAGAGACGUCGACAGGGACGAGGUAGAGCUUUGGGCAGGGACAGGGUAGAGAGAGGGCCUGGCCCAAACUAAGCGGCAGGGAUCGGGAGCCGCAUUAGGGACUUGGACAGGAGGAGAGGCAGAGGUCGGGUCCCGGGGGCGACGCCCCGGUGCCCUCCGCCUGUGCCCCCAGAGGAGCGGGGCGCAGGGCCGGCUGGCCGGAGCGGCUCAUGGCUCCCCGGGGCCGGUGAGGGGGAGGGGGAGGGGGGGGGCCAUGGCCCUGGAGCGGGUCUUGCUGGCCGCCCGGCAGGGAAACGUGGACUCUCUGAAGGCGCUGCAGGAGGCCGGCCAGCUGCGGCCGGAGCUGCGGGACCCGCUGGACGCGCUGGCCGUGCACCACGCCGCCCGCGCCGGAAAGCUCGACUGCCUGCGCUUCCUGGUGGAGGAGGCCUCGCUGCCCGCCACCGCCCGGGCCCGCAACGGGGCCAGCCCGGCCCACGACGCCGCCGCCACCGGACAUCUGGCCUGUCUGCAGUGGCUGCUCACCCAGGGCGGCUGCGGGGCGCAGGACAAGGACAAUUCUGGUGCCACGGUUUUGCAUCUGGCCGCCCGGUUUGGCCACCAUGAGAUAGUGGACUGGUUGCUGCGCUUUGGGGAGAGCGACCCCACCCUGGCCACGGACACCGGGGCCCUGCCAAUCCACUACGCCGCAGCCAAAGGAGACCUCCCUUCCCUGCGACUCCUCGCAGGGCACUGCCCAAAUGGAGUGAGUGCCCAGACCAAGAAUGGUGCCACACCCCUCUACCUUGCCUGCCAGGAGGGCCACCUGGAGGUGACACAGUACCUGGUGCAGGAGUGCGGGGCAGACCCUCACGUGCGCUCCAACGAUGGCAUGACCCCGCUUCAUGCUGCUGCCCAGAUGGGUCACAACACCAUCAUCGUCUGGCUGGUGAGCUGCACGGACGUCAGUCUCUCGGAGCAGGAUGACGAUGGGGCGACGGCCAUGCACUUCGCUGCCAGCCGGGGCCAUGCCAAGGUGCUGAGCUGGCUGCUUCUGCACGGCGGUGAGAUCACCACCGACCUGUGGGGCGGGACCCCCCUGCACGAUGCAGCUGAGAAUGGAGAGCUGGAGUGCUGCCAGGUGCUGGUGGUGAACGGCGUGCAGCUGGACAUCCGGGACCGGGAUGGCUACACAGCCGCUGACCUCUCCGACCUCAACGGGCACGGCCACUGCACCCGAUACCUGCGCUCCGUCGCCAACAUGAGCGUGGAGCACCGCGUCCUGUCGCCAGACCCAGCCGCCGAGCUGGAGGCCAAGCAGCCCGACUCGGGCAUGUCCUCGCCCAACACCACCAUGUCAGCCCAGCCCCUGCCCUUCCGCCCCGGCUCACCCACCAGCACCCUCUCCAACUACGACUCCUGCCCUUCCAGCCAGUCCAGCACCGGGGAGAAGCGGGGCAGCCAGCCCAGGGGCCGGGCCCCAAGGCUCCAGAACCCCACCAGCACCGACAUGCAGAACUACAUGGACAUGCUCAACCCAGAGAUCAACCCGCAUGAGACCAAGAAGGGGAGCCUAGCUGCACCCCCUCCCCCGCCCAGCUUCCCCCCCCCACCUCCUCCACCCCCCAAUGCCGAACUGCCCCCUCCCCCUCCCGGUUACCCAGCUCCCCGGCCCCCCAACGGACAGCCCACGGCGGACAUCUACGUGCAGGCGAAGAACAGUCUGCGUCACGUCGAGAGCCAAGUCCUGAAGAGGGAGCUGAGCUCCCGCGACGCCGGCCAGGACGGGCUGCGCAGGGUGGACUCGGGGCGGAAAUCUCGCACCUUUGGGAAACAGCCCAGCACCGGGGACUAUUACCGCCAGCUGGGCCUCGCUCCCGGGGAGCCGCUGGUAGCCCGCCUAGGGAUGGCGCACAGCGAGGAGGCGGCCCUGCUCUCCGGAAACCCCGGGCACAACGGCAGCGUGGCGGAGGGCAAGCCGGAACGGGAGCUGCCGCCGCCGCCGCCGCCGCCGCCGCCGCCGCUGCCCGAGGCCCCGUGCGCCCCGCCCCCGCCCCCUCCCCCGCCCCCAGCCCCGGCCCCGACCCCGACCCCGAUCCCCGCCCUGCCCGCCGACGGGACCGGCCCCGCCUGCAGCCAGCGCCGCUCCUCCUCCUCCACCGGCAGUACCAAGUCCUUCAACAUGAUGUCCCCGACGGGCGACAACUCGGAGCUGCUGGCUGAAAUCAAGGCGGGCAAGAGUCUGAAGCCCACGCCGCAAAGCAAGGGGCUGACCACCGUGUUCUCGGGCAGCGGUCAGCCCUCCUCCCUGGUGGACUCUCCGGCCUCGCCCCCGCCCCCGUCCCCGGCGAGGAGUCCCCCCGCCCCGGCCGGCCCCGGCCCCGGCGCGGCCAGCGCCCCCGAGCCGGUCCUCAACGGCGGCGCCCCGCUUCUGGCCCCGGCGCCGAGCGCGCAGCUGGACAUCGAGGCGCUGAUCCCCACGUACGACGAGCAGGGUCGUCCCAUCCCCGAGUGGAAGCGGCAGGUCAUGGUGCGGAAGCUGCAGCUGAAGAUGCAGGAGGAGGAGGAGCAGCGGCGCAAGGAGCAGGAGGAGGAGGCGCGCCUGGCCAGCAUGCCGGCCUGGAGAAGAGACAUCCUGCGGAAGAAACUGGAGGAGGAGAGGGAGCAGAAACGAAAAGAGGAGGAAACUCUGAGGAAAGAAGAGGAGCGGAAGGAGAAGGAGCAGUCAGAAAAACUCAGGACUCUUGGGUAUGACGAGACCAAACUAGCGCCCUGGCAGAGACAGAUAAUCCUGAAGAAAGGAGACAUAGCGAAGCAUUAGGAGCCGGACAGACUGCACCUCUCUCUCCCACGCUCCCCAUUUCUGAAUCUCCCAUCCCUCCCUGAGCUCCUCAUCUUCGCCACCUGCUCAUUCGGAGGCGGCUGGAACGGGUGGGGACGCUGGAGUCUGCGACGCCCCCGCGCCCUCCCCAUCCUAACCUCCACCCCAUUAACGCGCUAACAGUGACCGUUCCUCGCUAAAGCGCUUUUGUCCGCUUUUCUCCGCUGACUUCCUUCCCAGAACGCUUAGUUGUAACACCAACGCGCUGCCGCCCAACAGAAGAGCCGGAGCCUUUGAUUCCGAACUAAGUGACGCUGGUUCGCAUGGUAGUUUGCAUACAGUUUGGAAGUUCCUUUUCUGUCGCAGCGUGUACACCCAGCCUCUUCUUCCCGCCCCUCCCCAGCCCCGUCCUUUUUCGUUUUUCCUCAAUGGCACUGAAAAAUUGCUGGGUGAACUCAGCCUUGGGCUAUCCGGACGCUUCGAAGGGGUUUUUCUCAAGCGGAAUCUGACCUAAAUCCACCUCUCCCCUCCCCCGCAAUAUACCGUCAUCUCCGCUCCCGCUCCCCGUCAGGUGCCUCGCCCACCCCCUCCCUGCAACUCCCCGUUCAUUUCCCCAGCUUCGAUCGCUAUCUCUCUCUCUCUUUCGCGCUUGCGCUUGCGCUUCCUCAGUCAUUUGUUUACCAGAAGCUGAAGAUUUACCACUCUUCUCCUCCACCGCUCUUCCUCCUCCUCUCCCUCCCCUUCCUCUCCCUUUUCCUUCUUCCCCCUCCUCUCCCUCUCCGUCCUCUCCCUUCUCCUUCUUCCCCCUCCUCCUCUUUCCCCUGUUCCUCCUUUCCCUGCUCUGCCUUCUCCUCCCUCUCCCUCUUCCCCCUUCUUUCCCCUUCUCCUCUCCUUCUCCUCCUCUUCCUCUCCCCUGCCCUCCCAACCUUUAGCGGCGGCAGAGAUUUUCCUGGUGUGACGGCCCGACAGUAGCGUGGGCCCCGGGAGGCGGGCCUGAUCCUUUCCUUUCCUGCCACCGGGCCAGCACCUAGCUCCUCCAACCCCUUCGCCUCUACGUUUCUAUUUGGCAAGUGGAGUUUUGAAAAUAUAAAAAUCGCCUCCCCUUCACCCUCCCCGCCCCAGCGAAGAUUCAUCAGCUGCCACAUUCCUCCUUCCCCCACUUCUUUGCCGUUGGAGCAUCUGGGGAGAGAGAACCCAGAUUGAGGGGGGUUUUCUAGACGUUUUCGGCAUGUUUGUCCCGGAGCCCACUGCAGGGUGCCGUCUCCUGCUCUCUGCCCCUCAGCUUCAUCCCUUGCCUCAUUAAAGGAAUUAACCCUCCGCCUCGGGUCUGGGGA